UAAACCGGGGUGUAAUUCAUUUAGCAAUUUCAUCCUAGAACUCCUGCAGAGAGGUUUGGUUUUGACAAACUCAUGUCUCUGUGCUGAAAACAGCCCUGCCUGGCUGCGCUCAUUAGGGAUUUGCGGUCUGGCAGGAGCCCGCUCGUUUCUCACCGACCUGCGGUGGCUGGAGUUCUCCUCCUGGCCACUCGCGCCAUUGCUCCAGCACUGUGGCAAUCCUCAGGCAGCUCCAAAGCACUCAGGACAUGACUGCCUGGGAGGGACGGAAAAGGGCAAUGUAUUCCCUGCAGCACAGCGGGUCCCGCUGGGCCUCCCCCAGAGGGAAUACCAGGGGGAAAAGUCCUGGCAGGCGGCAGAGAGCCCGGCCCUGGCAGAGGCCGCCGGGCGCCCCCGGAGCGCUGCCAGCGCCGGAGGCGGCCUGAGCCUGGGCCUGGGCACAAACAGCUCCUUCUUCCAGCGGGGCGCGGAGCCGGGCCCAGCUGCCCCCCGGGACAGGGGUGCGGCGGCCCCCGCGCUGCCCGGGACGCCGGCUCUUCCAGGCGGGACGGGGGCCUCCUCCUCACCAGGGCAGCUGAAAAAGCAGGGCUGUGCUUGUCCAUGGACUGCUGGGAGGCUCACUGGGCACUCUGAGGGCCACACGCCAUUUCCACAGCUGCCAGUUCUGAGUGAGAAGGUAGGAACCUCUCUCCUCUGUCUCUACAUCCUGGAGAUGGCCUCACCCAAGGUUGCAGUGGUCGGUGCAGGAGUCAUCGGCCUGUCCACAGCAUUGUGCAUCACAGAGACUUGUCCUAGCUGCUCUGUGACAGUCCUUUCAGACCAGUUCAGCCCCAACACAACGAGUGAUGUGGCAGCUGGGAUGCUCAUCCCUCAUAUCUACCCAGACACACCGAUCCACAGGCAGAAGCAGUGGUUCCAAGAGACCUUCACUUACCUUUUUGCCCUCAGCAAUCCCGAGGCAUCAGAGGCUGGCAUUCACCUGGUCUCUGGUUGGCAGAUCUUUAAAAGCACUCCCAAGGAAGAGUUACCUUUCUGGUCAGAUAUUGUGCUGGGAUUUCGACCAAUGUCCGAAGCAGAACUCCAAAAGUUCCCGCAGCACCGAUUUGGUCAGGCCUUUACAACCCUGAAAUGUGACUGCCCACCGUACCUGCUGUGGCUGAAGAAAAGGUUGAAAGCAACUGGCACCCAGAUGUACACCAGGAAAGUGGCAGACUUGUGGGAGCUGCACAGUGAAUAUGACAUCGUUGUCAACUGCACAGGCAUGGGAGCCCACCAGCUGGUGGGGGACAAGCAGCUCUUCCCUGUUAGGGGACAAGUACUCAAGGUUCACGCUCCUUGGGUGACACAAUUCAUCCGGGAUGGAGAUGGCUUAACUUACAUCUACCCAGGGAUACACAGGGUGACCCUGGGGGGAACCAGGGAAAAGGGGAGCUGGAGUCUCUCUCCUGAUGCUGGCACUACUAAAGACAUCUUUGACAGAUGCUGCUCCCUUGAGCCCUCACUGCAGGGAGCUCAGGAUAUCAAGGUGAAGGUGGGCCUGAGGCCGUCCAGGCAGUGUGUGAGAGUGCAGAGAGAGGUUUUGAGCAAAGGAGGAGUUAAGCUUCCAGUGGUUCACAACUAUGGGCAUGGGGCAGGUGGGUUUUCAGUGCACAGGGGCACAGCCAAAGAGGCUGCUCACCUGGUGGAAGAGUGCAUUUCUGCUCUGCAAAGCUCGUCAUCAAGGGCCAAGCUUUGAAUCCCAGAGACUCCUUUUCCAUUUACAGCUAGUGCUGCAUCUCCUAGCAGCAGCUUGGACUUUAAGUCCAUUACUGUAUAGAAGGGAACUAAGUCAACAUCUUGUUCCAGUGCAGAUACUCAGUGUUAUCUUUAACCACCUUGGAAAGGCAUGAUAUGCUGAUCCAUGUAUUAGCCCAGCUGAUCAUCUCCUCCAUCUGUCCUGAGCCUUUGUCCUAGUCUCAUGUGAAGAAGACAACAUACAUAAAUACUCUUCACAUAACAGAUUGCUGCAGUAUAAUACAAAUAACAUCAAUUUAGCAUUUCUGCACCUGCAUCUAAAGGGCGUCAGAUACAGUAGGCUCAGAUUCAGUAAAAAUAGGUUGUCUCCUCUUGUACCAAAUCUAAUCUAGACUUGCCUUUGUUUCUGCCACCUUGCUAAAAAAUUUUAUCAUUCAUCUAUAUGAUUUAAAAGGAAAAUAAAACCCCAUGCAGUGCUGCAUUACAGUGUUCCAGGUCAGCUCUUACAGAAAGCAGCAUUAGGUCACUGUCACACGCAGUGACCGGGCAAGUGUGAUUUUAAGGGCAGGUCUGUGAUACCCAUCACUGCAUUUGCUCAUAUUGCACCUCAGGGAACUUAAAGUUUCUGCUAGUAUUGCCCCACAUGAGCUACAGUUUUGUGCAUCUUUUCUCACACUGCUUUGCAAAUCUAUUUUUUUCCUUCAAGGCCCUCAGAUUUUGCUCUCAGACACCAAUGAUUUUCCCUCAGCCCCUCCCCUUCUCCCCCACACAGUAACAUUGAUAUGGACUUGUUCUACUGAAGAAGAUUUUUCAGAGUGGGCUGGGGAAUGCAGCAUCCCUUUUCUACUUCACAACAACACUGUCUGCUUUCCUUGCAACAGCUGAUAGGAGUAAAUUGGAGACAAACCAGCAAGGAUUCUGACACCGGCAUCGGUUUUGUAGAAGAGCCAUUUAAGACUAGAUAAACACUCUAUGGAAAAAUUUGUCUGUAACUGGACAUGAGCAAGCUCCUCUGCUGUAAGAAAGCUGAGUCCUCUGCUCACUCCGUGGCAGAGGCUCUGUUGGGCUUUACACUCCCCUCAGCAAUUCAAGCCCUUUGAUGUGUCUGAAGAUAAUCGCUCCCCAAAACUGGAUCUUACUAUCAAAGUACAGGUCUGACUCUUAGUGAUUAAAUGACUCAUUAAAUCUUUAAUGGCUCACUUGAGAGUGUUAUCAUCCAUUUUUGUCUAGCUUUUUUGUCCAUAGAAUUACAAAACCAUUAAAAAUGCUUCAAUAAUUCCAGUGAUUAAAAUUAACUGCUAAAUAAAGUUCUAAUAAUGGAGCAAAGGUCA
Molecule: messenger RNA, 3062 nt
Organism: Serinus canaria (Common canary)
Lineage: Eukaryota; Metazoa; Chordata; Aves; Passeriformes; Fringillidae
Gene: DDO
Product: D-aspartate oxidase
Molecular function (GO): FAD binding; D-amino-acid oxidase activity
Source: RefSeq, a predicted model, not a curated record